AUGGAAGAGCCUCCAGAAGAGGCUCUGGCAGAACCCUUGGGACCUGAAAACACAGCCAAGUCCCCAGAUAACAACCACACAGAUCGCCAGGAAGACAACUGGCAGAACCUGGACAAAGAGGAGGCAGAUAACCAGACUGAUGACAGAACAGCUAACCAGGCUGACCCCGAUGUAUUUGGCCAACCCAACCACAAAGUACCUGAACAGAUUGAGCACAGAACAUCUGAUGCGGCUGACCCCAGAGCAUCGAACCAUGAUAAUGUUGCUGAUGACAGAGCAGCUGAUCAGGUUGACCAAAGAAAAUCUGAACAGAUGGACAGUAAGGCACCUGACCAAACUGAUCAUGUAGAGUCUGAACAGUCUGAUAGCCAGAUGACUGUACUGCAUGAACAAAGAACUUCUGAGCAUACUGAACGCAAAUUGUCCAGCCAGGCUGGAAGAAGAGCUUCUAUACAGACCAAUGGUAAAUUGUCUAUCCCAUAUGAACAAAGAGCCUCUGAACAGAUGAACCACAGACGGCCUGGUGAGGCUGACCGAAGAAUUCCUCAACAUAUUGACAGCAGAUUGUCCGGCCUGGUUCAACAAAAAGCUUUUAAGCAUGUUGACCGUAGAUCGUCUGACCCAGUUGGGUACAAAACUUCUGUAAAGACUCACCACAAAGUGCAUGACCAAGUUACUGACCAAGUUACUGACCAAGUUACUGACCAGGUUACUGACCAAGUUACUGAACAAGCUGAAAACCAGGCUGAUGACCAAGCUGAGAGCAGUUCUCAUCACCUUGUAGUUGACAAACCUGACUAUAGUGAAUCUGACCAGGCUGACCACUUAAUGAACAAAGAAGGUGAUGACACAGAAAAGAACCAGUUUGACUAUGAAGAAAGUGACCAGUAUGAUGAUAAACUAUUUACCAGCAAGAAAGACGAAGAUGUUGACUUCAGAAUACAACCCUGCAAAUUUGAGGUUAGCCAAACAGACCUCAAUAAUUCCAAAGUUUCAUCUGAAUCUGACGCUGACAGUGGAAACUUUCCUCCAGCAUCGAACUCAUUUGCUACUGUAUACAUCAGUAAUUUCCAAGGAAACGACCAAGUCUUUUCCCAAAGAUUCCCCUCCAUAUCAACCAAAUUGGACUAUCUCAUCAGUCAAGAAAAAAGUCAAGUCACAGAAACCAAGCCUGAUAUUUCAGAAUACCGGGAAAGGAGUAGUUCCUAUUUACACAACAAAACUCAGAGGAGGCGAUUCCCUUCUAUUAUAUAUCAAGAUCCUUAUCAAAUUUCACUACAAUACAUGGAAAAACACCGUAUUCUGCAAAUAUUCCAGCAGAUCACUGAAAACUUAGUCUAUGAAAGGCCAGAGGACCCCCUGAGUUUUAUGCUGUACCAGAUCUCUGGCCCCUUACCGGUCUUUGGAUCACCUCAGUGUGAGCAUUACUUGGACAAUUACCAUGCCCAUUAA
Pteropus alecto (black flying fox) is the source of this 1452-nucleotide messenger RNA. RefSeq names its product chromosome unknown C3orf30 homolog (gene TEX55). Bases 1 to 1452 code for a protein of 483 amino acids. The record is from RefSeq and is a predicted model, not a curated record. Lineage: Eukaryota; Metazoa; Chordata; Mammalia; Chiroptera; Pteropodidae. The transcript has 4 exons. Gene Ontology annotation, cellular component: nucleus.